Messenger RNA from Parnassius apollo (apollo), 687 nucleotides. The record is from the annotation of a GenBank genome assembly. NCBI's taxonomy places the organism in Eukaryota, Metazoa, Arthropoda, Insecta, Lepidoptera, Papilionidae.
AUGGUUGAAAAUUAUAGUAUGGACGAGGAUGUUCUAAGGAUAUGUCCUUUGUGCAAUUCAUGUGUAAAGCUCUUCUUUAUCAACUGGAAUGAAAAGUUGCUAAUGUGUGAAAACACGACUUGUGAAUUCCCAUUUGGUCACGAGGAACUGCAGUUUGUCAAAGAGGACAACGAGAUGGACAGUGACAUGGAAGUCAUCAGUCUCAGUAGGCUCGGCAAAGGAUCAACAUCAGCCUCCAUAGUUUCCACUACCGCUUGGUCAGAAAUUGAUAAAAUCAACAGGGUAUAUGAAUCGGAAGAUAGCCAGUUUGAAAUCAAAAGCAAUUGUGUGAAACAAUACGAAAACAAAAAGAAGAAUAAAGCGCGAAACAACCUUGUAAAUGAUAGCCAAAUAUUGAAAAAUGUAAAAGAUUUGAAGGGGUUGACAAGGGAGUUGAAAGGAAUAGACGACACACAAGAAAUUAUCAAAAAUGAGAAGUGGAUAAAGAAUUUAAUGAACUUGCAAGGUCUGUCUGGAGUGCAACUGCUACAGCAACAAGAAAUGGAGCAGUUGAAGAAAAUGGAACCGAGUUUUGGAGCGGGCGAGCUUAAAAUUGAUAUAGAUACAAAUAAAAAUAACAUGUCGUCGAUAAAAAUAGAAAUCACAAACAGAAAUGAUGACAAUUCUACUACAGAUAACAUAACAUAA